AGCGUAGUUGUUUUAUUUUGAAAAUCUCCCAGGAAGUGCAUUGCGCCUUUAAAACUUGAUGCGAAUAUCUGUCAAAUCUUCAGUAAAAUGCCGGCAGUCGUCUUCCUCACGGGGCACUGCGCUGGAAUCAGCGUGCCAGUUGCCCGCCGGGCUUUACCCACUCGUGUUCCUCCGUGUAAAUGGCUCUUUCAGGAGGUUCCCUGCGGCGUAGAGGACUGCUCACCGGAACACUGCGUCUUCUUAUGCAACCAUGCGUUUAUUUCCCUAUGCAACACUCGCGCUGCAAUGACAAGUGGGUUGAAUGAAGUAAAAGUCGGAUGUAGACAUAAUUCCAUGGACCAACAGUAUCUAGAGCUAAUAACCAGUUUAACCUAAAUAUUGCAGCGCUCUAUGGAUGGAUCUCUGGGACAUAACUGCAUCAGACGGCUGCUUUCAUGCUGUUCAACUUUGAAGGACAGUGCUGCAGUAAGGAACCUUUGUCUUCACCAGCUGCUGCUGCACCUGAUUUAAAAAAACAACAACAACAAAACAAAAACUCAUAAUCCUUCAGCCUAUGCAACAGGAUAAGAGCAACAAGCUUUACAUAAACUGGAUCUUUUCUGACCUUUGAUGUUCUGAGGGGUCAAUGACAAGGCCAAAAGGGAGAUAAUCUAAAGGACUGUGUAUGCUGGCCAUUACACCCCACCUUGCCAUUCUGUCUCUGGGCUAAUACUUGCGAUGCUGUUUGAAUUUUCCUUAAACUCUUGAGACCUGGACUGGAUGCUGGAAUCAGUGAUCCUAAAGGAGAUGGACUGAGAACCUUGGCAGGCUUUGGAUGCCAUACCAGUUUAUAACCAACAGAUUAUAUCACCUGACAUGCUGUGAUCAGCAGUACACAGCCAAGCAGAACAGCAUAAAGGUUUUUGACCUUUUUUACUUUUUUCUAGGAAAAAAGAACUCUUAGCUCAUCAUGUUUCUGAACUGUGGUCAACCGUUGCCUCUGCUUAGUGACAAGGAUGUACCCCCUCGUGUUACAGAAAACUUCAUCCUUUCAGGCUACCGGUUCCCAAACUACAGCCUGAGGGACUGCUUGUUGUCAGCAUUCAGGCCUACCAAUGAAACAGGAAACUUCUGGACACACUUCCUACCCAUCUUCAUUUUUGCUUACUACUUUCUACAGAUGUUUAGUUGGGAUGGUGCACCUGAUGCCGACGCCCCAUUCUUUUACCCAAUGUGGAACUACUUUAUUGGGGUGUUUUGUCUGCUCCUGGCCAGCAGCAUGGCCCACUUGCUGAACUCAAUGUCUCUGGUCGUAAGGGAGGUUUGCUUCUUCGUUGAUUAUGGCACAAUCAGUGCCUACACAGUUGGCUCAUCAUUGGCGUACUACUACUACAUCCAUCCUCGGGCAGGGAUAGUGGAGAAAGAAGACAAGAACGGCUCCUGUUUGGACAUAAACCACAAGCGUAAAGGGUUUUUAUCACCUAACGCCAUGCCGGAAUUCAACCUGUUCUUUGAGACCUACUACAUGCCAUGUGCAUGUGUUAUAGCAAUCAUAUGUGUUUUAUCCUGCUGUAACACUCGUCAGAGGUGGAGGGAGCAUCGAUACAUCAUACGGACCCUGGUUUUCCUGCUGCCAUUCCUAAUCUCCUCCACACCAGUCUUCUACCGUGUCCUCACCAGAUCGCCUUACUCCACCACCACGCCUUCCUUUGCUGCCUCCAUCACCAUGCCCAACUUCUUCUAUCGCCACUCUCUCUGGCUGCUGGUGUCGGCCCUGUUCAACAUCAGCAAGUUCCCAGAGAGGCUGGCUCCAGGUCGAUUUGACAUCUGGGGCCACAGCCAUCAGUGGUUUCACUGCUGCACAUUUUUGUCCAUCCUCGACGAACUUCACAUGAUCCAGGCUGAGGUGAGAGCCAUCCUGCUCAAUCCUGAUUUCCUCUUACCCCCUACCGCGCUCUCUCGCCUACCUGGACCAACCAUUGCUUCCACCUACGGAGUGAUGCUCCUCCUCCAGACUACCAUUGUCUCAAUAAUUGCAUGUUUCUCCUGGCAUGCAAACUGUAUCUACGGCCCUCAAAGGGACCAGCUAAAGAAACAAAUGAAAAUUGACUAAUGCAAGAGACGUCUUUCUUUAUUACUGUGAAAGAUGAUUUCCAUAUGCCUAAAAGGUAAGGGUGCACCAAUAAAUCGGGUCAGAUUUCCUUAAUUUUGGUGAGAUCAAUGAUCUGCUAACGUGAAAAAUAAAUCUUAACUACCUAUCUUAUCUAACUCCACAAAGAUCUGAAAAUCAACCUCUUUUGUUCUGCAGUGAGAGAACAAAAGACAGAUCCCGCCUACAAGUCACUUCUACUUGUGCAAAAUUAACAAUAUCCUACUUUUGCCAACUUAGUGGCUCUGUCGCUAUAUUUUGUGACUUUUCAGACAAUCGACCUAAAUUGGAAUUGACAGGUCAGGUUUUUUUAUAGAUUGGUGAUUGGCUACAAUUGGUGCACCCCUGCCACAAAGCCAUGCUAUAAGAACUGCACAAGAAAAUGAUUUAAAAUCUCUCAUGCAUUCUGACCCCAUCUGGGCCAAUUAUGAUGCUUUCAUAGGAAGAAGUAGGAGACGGGAGGAGAUGACAGGAUUAUGUUUGGGCUCGCUACAGGGAAGCUGUCUUGUUGAGUGGAUAUUUAAAGCCCUUGCCAGCUUUUUUUUCCCCUGAGAACAGCUUCAUCAUGGAAUAUCUAAAAAGUGAGGAUAAUAGGAUGGACAUUUGAGAAUAGAGGUUGAUAUUUGGUCUGCAGGAACUCUGGUUAGAGGUUAUGGGCUUUUCUCCCAACUGUUCUGAUCAUGUCCAACUUUUUAUUGCACUGUUGUUUUGUUCAUUUCAUGCUCUGCUAUGUAUUUGAUUUUCCUCAUCUUUGAUAUUAACGAGACCCAUAUUGUCUUGCUUUGUCAUUUCCUUUUAUGGCCUUGGUUAUCUACUCCAGAAAGUGUUAUUUCCUCUUUCUUAGCCCUGCAGCAGGAAGUUGCAUGGUUUUAAGGGCAUCAGCUCAACAGCUGAAACUUUGUAUGAGUCUUACUAUGAAGCACUUUCAGGGAGCCAGUCAAAUUUACCCUGUCUUUUAAAAAAAAAAGCCAUGCUCAUGUUUGAAUCUGAAAGGAUUAAAUUUGUUUGAUAAGCAUGUUAUGAUGUCCUGCAGAUAGCUUAUUUAGCUUUUUAUCUAGCUUAUUUAGAUGUGAAACUCAUUCAUGGUACAUUUGAUGCCGUUGCUGCUUGGGUUGUGUCCAGCCUUUAGUCAUAUUUAGACACCUCUCAGUAUCUUUGUCCAGGCAUCUUCUUUUCUUUAUGUUAUCUACCACUCUUUUAGGUUAUUAAGAAUGAAGCUAAAGUUGUGUUUUACUUGGAGGGUUAGCUGCUCUCUGCACUUUUUCUUGCCUUUGGAUGUAGAGCAAUCUUAGUUUAGAACUGGUUGCUGGAAAUGGCUGCAUUUGUCCUUCAUUUGCUAAACUCUAAAGGGAUAGUUUGGCAUACAGGGAUUGUUUCUCCUGAAGGAGGUUUUCUGGAGAAUUUAUCAGUGAUUAGGUGCAGUACAUGUUUUCAUUAUUGAGCUUUCAUUAAAAAGAUUGGGUCUGGACCAAAACAGAUGUCUACCACUGUAGAACAUCUGCAGGGGUUAAGAUUUUAUGGUGGUUCAACAUUAUUUUGCAGUUAUCUCUUUAUUAGACAGUUAGUUCCAAAGAAAAUGUUUUUUUACAACACAGAUUGUGGAGGUCCCAGUCUUUAACAAUUACAUUCCCAGAAAAAAACAGAAUGUGAGGAGGCUAUCUGGUGUGCAAAAACAAAUGUGAAAAUAUUCCAGCUCCUUAUGUUAAAUGGACAUUGAUCUAGUAAUAGUUUACAUAACCACAUUUACCUUAUCACUGUCACAGUCAUUCAUAGGUAAAUAGAUCGGUAAGCACUGGUAAGGGUUAAGGCACAUCAAUAUGUGGCAGUAGGAACCUGGAAUCAAAUGCACAACUUUCCCAUUGCAAGACACUAUUAAAUCGCAUUCAACUUUACAUUCCAUUUUGCAAAACACGUUUCUUUCUGUUAUAGGACGUAGGCUAUUAUGGCCUUUAUUGUAAAUAAUUCUACAUUUCUAUGUAAAUUAACCUCCAUUGCAUGAAAUUAGCAUGAAAUUUUCUGGAGCUGUUUUACAAUGGUAGGAAUCCACACAAUGGCUAAUCUUUGUUUUUAUCCCAGUUGAAGUCAGUUAAGAGGUUAAGUACUGCAGGUUAAACAGUACCUAGUGAUAUUCUCAACACAUAACCACACUUUAUGUCAUUUUAAUAAUGUAUUUAAAAGACAGCACAUGUCAUGAGUCUUCAUGUCUUAAUACUGUAGCUCAGAGAAAAUGACAUGGACAUGUUUGUUACCGGCCUGACUCGUAUUUUUGGGCUGAUCUUUACCCCCGUGGUUUGCAAAUGACACUGAGACUGUGAUAUUAGGAAAAUAGAAUGUUAACCUCACACACUGAAGGCACCUUUAUGGAACUGCAAUGAAACAGGUUAGGCCUUGUUCUUCUACUGGAAGGUCAUGUUCUGUCUGAGUUUAAACUGGUUUUUAAACAUUAAGUAGUUUAUUGUAUUGCCUGGUUUAGGAUUGGUUUUAAACUGCAACAGUUUGUGUUGUUGAUGAAACUUGAAAAAGAGCAAAUGUGUAGAGUUAGCUCUGGAAGCCAUCUGAAAAAAUCUGAUGGCUUGGAAUGUUCUUCAUCAAUCCUGUAAUCCUGCCGAUGCAUUCAAGAACACUCAGUAACACAGGAAGUGAAAAUUGGAUCCAUUCCAUUCUCUCACAAAACACAACCUGACAACAGAGUUGUCUGCACGGUUAAAGAUGUGUUUUCUGCUAUAUCUUCACAGAUGCAGCUAAUUCUUACUAGUAUAUCACAUUAAUAAUAUCUUACAAUAUAGUUGAUUGAUGUAUGUUUAAAUAGAAAUUAUAUUAUGCACAUUUACUUACAAUCACUUGCACAUGAGAAAAUGAGAAGUGGAUGCUAUUAGUUUUCAAAAACAUGUGUUAUAAAGCACUUUAAAGCUUCUGCAAAGGUGAGAAAAAAGGUUUUGUACCUUUGUUUUGGUGCAUCUAUAAAAGACGUGGAUUGUUUGAACAUCUCAAGAGUCAGAAUAUCAAGCAGUUUAUACAACAGCCUCAUUUUCUUUGGCACCUGGUAAGUAACUGCUUGAACAACACAAUGUGGCAAUAAUUGCCCAAAGUGACUCCCAUCCACCAUAGUGUUUAAUGCUGCUAAGUUUGUAUAUGAUUGAUUGUAUGCUUGUAUAUUAGUUUCAGCAGUCAUUUAUUUACUUGUGUUGGAAGCCAUGCUAGCUGACAAUAAUUAUGUUUCCAAAUGUAAGUGAAUAUUUGAAAUGUUGCAAAAAAAAAUUGAAUUUGUAGUUUGAAGUGAAUCAACCAGGCUAAUUUAAUCAGUUGUUGAUGCUGGGUAAGCAAAAUAAACAAGAUCGAGCGGUUGCAAACUGGCAUGGACUAUACAUGUCAGGAAAAUGGAGAGUCCUCCCCUCCAAUAUGGAGGUCAUUGUCAUUGACUCACCAGUGGAUGGGAGCGAUCCACUAAGUCCCCUAGCCUGGAGUGAAUCUCACCAGCUACUCUAGGUUCCCUCUCUGUGCUGGAGAUUUGGACUCUGAAAAUUUCAGAGCUUUGCACAGGCAUACUAGUGGAUGUGAAAGUUCACCACCUCAGAACUUAUUCAGCAAAUGUAUUUCCAUCUCCACUUUUGUGCAUUAACUCUUUUCAGAAAAGCCACCUCAAGCAAACAUAAAAAGUUUUUGAGGAAGCUAUUUUGAAUUUUGUUGUUUCCAUCAACCUGUUCUAAUACAAUACUUCAAAAUAUGCAUUAAAAAAACACAUUGAUGCAAACAUGCCGAGUGCAGAAAGGACUGCCAGCUCCAUUGUGCUCCAUUGUCAGUUAUCCUUUCCACAAUGGAUUGAUGACAGUCCAUUGUAGGACACAAAGUCAGAACACAAUUUGACUUUGUGGUCUGGAAAAUUCAAACUCCUGUAAAGGAUUCUACUAAGAGCACAAAAGUCCUAGCUAAAUUGACAAAGUUUAUAUUACUGUUCUAAUGUUUCAAUUCAUUCAGAAAGAGUGAAAAUAUCUGGAGUUAUUGAGUGAUAAACACAUGGAAACGAGGAGUUAGAAAACAAGCCAGUGGUACUGUAUUACACUGACACAUCAGGUUAGCUCUACUUUCCCUAUGACUAUGACAGAUAGUCAUAGAGAAAUAUGACUUUAACAGAUAGUUAUAGGGAUUCAUCAGGUCUAUAGCUAAUGGUGAAGCGAUGUUUCUACCUCAGAACAACAUCUGUGUCAAUCAUUGUGUGACUGAGAGAAAGCAUAAUUGAAACAGACUUUGUUUUCGCCUCUUCACUGAAUCCAUUAAUGUUUAAGCAGUAUGUGAAUGUUAGCACCAGACUACUUUAUCUUACUUUGUGAUGUACUCAGGGUUGACUCAAGAGGGAUUCAAAUGCAUUAUUUAGAUGUGCUUUUAAUUAUGAAGUACUGAGAAAGAGGACAUUAUGCUGCAAUACAGCAGCACAGUGUUGCUGCUGUAAAAAUCGUGUUAUGUGUUUCAUUAAAUAACACUAUUACUUAUCAUUUAAGUUGUUUUGAAUAAAUCAUACAAAUAA
Messenger RNA from Poecilia latipinna (sailfin molly), 6650 nucleotides. RefSeq names its product progestin and adipoQ receptor family member 9 (gene paqr9). NCBI's taxonomy places the organism in Eukaryota, Metazoa, Chordata, Actinopteri, Cyprinodontiformes, Poeciliidae. Gene Ontology annotation, cellular component: membrane. The transcript has a single exon. Gene Ontology annotation, molecular function: signaling receptor activity. The coding region runs from base 950 to 2092 and encodes 380 amino acids. The record is from RefSeq and is a predicted model, not a curated record.